AUGCCCAAAAUGGCCCAAGUCAACGGCGACCUCCCGAGCGUGAACUCGGCAGCCAUUCAGCACCUGCUGGAUUACCCUGCGGUACACGACAGUGUCGUCACCUUCAGGAACAACCCCUACGGCAAGAAGUCUGUGGCCUUGACCGAAUCCGUCUAUAAGACCUUCGCCGAGCCCCUUCUCCCUUUCUUCGCUCGUCCCUGGGGCUACCUGCGUCCGUAUGCCGAAAAGGCAGACAACCUCGGUGACCAGGCCCUGUCGGCAAUCGAUGAGCGUUUCCCCGUCGUCAAAAAGCCCACUGAGGAGCUCUAUGCCGGUGCUAAGGGCAUUGUUGCUCUUCCCUUCCGCACAGGUUUCGAGGCCAAGGACCACGUCCUGAAGACAUACAGCCAGGAGAAGAAGAAGGUCGGCAACGAGAACGUGGUCGCCUUCGGCAAGGCCGUCGUGAGCACCGCCCUCAUCACCACCAGUGAACUCAUCAUCUGGGUCGGCGACGUCAUCCACUACAAGAAGGAGGAGGCCAAGGAGGUCGCCAACGAGAAGAUCAACAACUAA
Colletotrichum higginsianum IMI 349063 is the source of this 552-nucleotide messenger RNA. RefSeq names its product CAP20 protein. The record is from RefSeq and is a predicted model, not a curated record. Bases 1 to 552 code for a protein of 183 amino acids. NCBI's taxonomy places the organism in Eukaryota, Fungi, Ascomycota, Sordariomycetes, Glomerellales, Glomerellaceae. The transcript has 2 exons.